UACGCUUUAUUAAAAACCAAAAAAAUCCAAAAAAACAAAACAAACUCUCACUUAUUCUCUUUUUAUUACUUUCUCUCUCUCUCUCUCACACACACAUAAAUAAAAAAAAAUAUAAACACAAAAAAAAAGCGGUGAAUCCAUCAAUCCAUGGCGAUGGAAGAUAAUGAAAGCUGUGGAAGCAGGGCAGCGAGUGAAUCACCGAAAAAAAGCAAACAAAGAAGACAGAAAUUAGAAGUAUAUAAUGAUGUAUUAACACGAUUAUAUGAUAUGAAUCAUGAAGAUACCAAAUUACCUGAUUUUGAAGACUCCCUUUGGAUUCACUUUAAUCGCCUUCCUCCCAGAUAUGCGCUGGAUGUAAAUGUUGAGAGAGCGGAAGACGUGAUCACACAUAAGCGAGUCUUGCAGAUGGCAGAAAAUCCUGCUAAUAGACCUGCAUUUGAAGUUCGCUUAGUGCAGGUCCAUCCUACUUCCGACGGGACUACACCUGAUUUGGACUUGGAAUUUUCAAUGAAAGAAGAUGCUCAAAGUCCUUCACCUUACAGCAGUAGAAGCGGAUUGCACCCACCAUCUUUUGGUUCAACACAAAAUCUUGAGGCGCUUGCACUGAAAGCUAAUAGACACCAGGACAGUUAUGCCGACAAUGAUGUGAAUCCUACUUCAGUAGUGUCUAGGCCUAUGCAUGAAAUCACUUUUUCGACGAUUGACAGGCCAAAGCUCCUAAGUCAGUUGACUUCCUUACUUUCUGAGGCUGGAUUGAACAUUCAAGAAGCACAUGCCUUUUCAACUGCUGAUGGCUUCUCCUUGGAUGUGUUUGUUGUUGAUGGAUGGCCUCAUGAGGAAACUGAACAGCUCAGAAGUGCAAUAUCAAAAGAGAUAAUGAAGGCUAAGGGGGAACCUUAUCGUGAAAUCCCUUCUGCACCUGCUAUCUCCAUCUCAACACCAAGCACCUCUGCGCCUUCGAGUGAUCAUGUAAAAAUACCUACUGAUGGAGAUGUAUGGGAAGUUGAUGCCAGUCUGCUGAAGUUUGAAAAUAAAGUUGCAUCCGGUACUUUUGGUGAUCUAUAUAAAGGCACAUAUUGUAGUCAAGAAGUGGCUAUCAAAGUUCUUAAGCCAGAACGAAUUGAUGCAGAUAUGCUUAGAGAAUUCUCUCAGGAAGUUUUUAUAAUGAGGAAGAUUAGGCACAAGAAUGUUGUUCAAUUUAUUGGAGCAUGUACGGAACCUACAAAAUUGUGCAUUGUAACGGAGUACAUGGCACGGGGAAGCAUAUAUAGCUAUCUUCACAAGCAAAAUGGUUCUUUUAAGCUUCCUUUGUUACUGAAAAUUGCAAUUGAUAUAUCCAAGGGCAUGAGCUACCUGCAUCAAAAUAAUAUUAUUCACAGGGACUUAAAAACUGCCAAUCUACUAAUGGAUGAACACGAAGUUGUCAAGGUUGCUGAUUUUGGAGUGGCUAGGGUGCAGACUCAGUCUGGAGUAAUGACUGCAGAAACUGGAACAUAUCGUUGGAUGGCACCUGAGGUUAUUGAGCACAAACCAUAUGAUCAUAAAGCUGAUGUAUUCAGUUUCGCAAUAGUGCUAUGGGAGCUUCUAACAGGCGAGGUCCCCUACUCAUACUUAACCCCGUUACAAGCAGCGGUUGGUGUGGUACAACAGGGUUUACGGCCUACAAUCCCUAAACAAACUCAUCCAAAGCUCAGAGAGUUGCUUGAGAGUUGCUGGCAGCAUAACCCAACAUUGAGACCCAACUUCACGGAAAUUCUAGAUAAAUUGAAGCAUUUAGCAAAAGAGGUUGGGAAUGCAGGAGAGGGGCACAAGGACAAAUCGAUUAGCGGAUUUUUCUCAAGUUUUAAGAAAGGACAUCACUGAAGCAGCAGCAGCAGGUAUCGAUUGAAUCAAGAUGUAAUUUGUGUAAUCAUAAUUAUUAUGCACAAAUUCCACUCAAUACAGUAAAUUAUUGUUAUCAGUGUGUUGUUCAAAAACCCAUAUUCUUGUCAUCAUAUUAUCUUUGUUCUCGAUA
Messenger RNA from Erigeron canadensis, 2014 nucleotides. Its product is annotated as serine/threonine-protein kinase STY17-like. NCBI's taxonomy places the organism in Eukaryota, Viridiplantae, Streptophyta, Magnoliopsida, Asterales, Asteraceae. The record is from RefSeq and is a predicted model, not a curated record. Gene Ontology annotation, biological process: protein phosphorylation. The transcript has 16 exons. Gene Ontology annotation, molecular function: ATP binding; protein kinase activity. The coding region runs from base 148 to 1863 and encodes 571 amino acids.